This is a messenger RNA of Plasmodium fragile, 1695 nucleotides long. RefSeq lists its product as uncharacterized. Bases 1 to 1695 code for a protein of 564 amino acids. The transcript is spliced from 2 exons. The record is from RefSeq and is a predicted model, not a curated record. NCBI's taxonomy places the organism in Eukaryota, Apicomplexa, Aconoidasida, Haemosporida, Plasmodiidae. Gene Ontology annotation, cellular component: nucleus. Gene Ontology annotation, molecular function: RNA polymerase binding; transcription coregulator activity.
AUGGAGGAGGCAGUAGUCCCGCCAAUGGGGGAAUCAGCCGCCCCAAUGGAGGAAGCUUCCCCGUAUGCCGAACCACCGCGCCCCGGUACGUACGACCACCUGUCCAAAGAAAUGCAGGAGUACUACGUGGGGGUGCCGUACAGCUGGGAAUACGUGGAGGGCAGCAGAGGGUGGUUCAUCAUCGAAACGAGCAAAGGGUAUAAAUUCUACUUUAACAAAAAAACGAGCGAAAAGACGUGGAAGUGCCCAAAGGAGGUAGAAAUUCUGAUGAACAAACAGGAAAGCGAUCAAGCGGUUGAUGAAUCGGUGGAGGGAAGCCUCACAGGGGGUCGUCACCAUGGAGUGAUCGGAAUUGACUCAGUGGCAGGGGCCACUACCUCAUAUGGUCUAACCCACGGAACAAGGGGGCAAGGUGGCCAAGAGAAAAAAGACAUGGAAAAAAUCCUCAAGGAUUAUAAAAACCUUCUCAUCGAAAAAAAUAUGGACCAAUUCUGUAAAUAUGAAAACGUCUUGGCCCACCUGCUCUACGAUGAAAGGUAUCUAAGAGUACCAAAGGAGCUGAGGAAAGAAUAUUUUAAUAAUCUUAUAAAAGAGAUUGAUUGUGAUAGAAGAAACGAGCUCAAAAUGUUAGUAGAGAAUUUCCAAAGUUUGCUGUGUAAGAUGGAAGGUAAAAUUAGGUACCCCUUUGAAGAGGCAGACGCUAUAUCCAUUUUGCGGGGUAAAAAAGAAUUCGAAGGAAGUGGCACAAAAAAUUGGUAUGUCACAAGGAGCAAACUGUUAAGGGAAUUUUUACAAAAGAACAAAAAAAACAUGGAAAGAGAAACGGAACAAAAUUUGGAGCAAGUGUUGUUGGACGCCUUGAGAGGGGAAAGUCCAGGGGCGUGGAUUAAGAUAAAAAAUAAUUUACUACGAAGUAGCAAAUACGAUAUUUUAUCCUUUGAGAAAAAAAAUCACAUAUUUCAGAGUCUAAGUCAAAAGUUGUUAGACAAGAGGAAGGGGGAAAGUCGGCAUGCAGAUUCCCUCUCAGGUAUUAAGCGAUCGACCUAUCGUGGCAAUGCGCUUACCGACGACAGAAAUGUUUUUGUGAGUCUUCUGCAUGAGAAGCUAAAACACCCAGUUAUAGACGAGGACAUUUUGGAACAGGACCCAUUUACGGCCAAAACGUGCGACUCCUUUGAAGAGGCAGUGCAAAUUCCACCUGACCUUACAACAGACGACAGGUAUAAAAAUAUACGCCUGACGGAUACAGAAAAAUUAAACUUGUACAAAGAAUUUAUUAUGAGCUACAUAAGUAUGAAGAAAGACACAUUCGAAAAAAUGCUUCAUGAACUUCCAAUUAAGUAUAUGAACGACUCUUUGGAAGACAUCAUAAGGGUCGUCGAUAAGAAUGACAAAAUUUUUAAGUCCUUACCAUCAGCGCAUUUGGAAAAUGUUUUCUCAAAAUGGAGAACGUACAAAAUUAAGGAGGCUAAAAAAAUGUUUGCAGAUUUUUUAAAAAAGUCCAAUUGGGUUAAACAUGACUCGGAUGAGCGUGGGAACUACGAUGCCCUCCUCAAAGUUUUGUCGCAGGACGUCAGCUACCAACGACUGAAGUGCGUGCCCGCGGACAGGGAGGAAAUGGUGAAGAAGCGCAUAAGGGAGUUAAAGCAAGAACACAAGAAGAACAAGAACUUAGCAGAAAGGCUGAACCGCUGA